This is a messenger RNA of Sebastes umbrosus (honeycomb rockfish), 3319 nucleotides long. RefSeq names its product SH3-domain kinase binding protein 1 (gene sh3kbp1). NCBI's taxonomy places the organism in Eukaryota, Metazoa, Chordata, Actinopteri, Perciformes, Sebastidae. The coding region runs from base 206 to 2050 and encodes 614 amino acids. Gene Ontology annotation, molecular function: protein binding. The transcript has 19 exons. The record is from RefSeq and is a predicted model, not a curated record.
UUUUCCGUUUUCUGUGUCAGAGACAGAGAGAGAGAGAGAGAGAGAGAGAGAGAAAAGAGGAAGGAAUAUGGUUUCAUCAGACGCUCCUCCUGUUCCAGCGCUGCUGUAGCGGAUCUGUAGUGCGAGCAGGAGGCUGGAGACUCUGGAAAGCUCUCAGUUCACCAAGCAGCCUACAGGAGCACCACCAGCACACCGGGACACAUAAAUGGUGGAGGCCGUGGUGGAGUUCGACUAUGAGGCCCAGCAGGACGAUGAGUUGAGCCUGACGGUGGGCGACAUCAUCCUGAACAUACGGCGGGACGAUGGCGGAUGGUGGGAGGGCGAGCUGGGGGGACGCAGGGGCCUGUUCCCGGAUAACUUUGUCAGGGAGAUAAAGAAAGAGGGGAAGAGGGAUGGAGGACAGGUCAGCAUGAUCAGAUCUGACCUUUCUAACGGACGGGCCAGCCCCGUGUCCGACCCCAGCGUACGACCGGGCAGGAAAGCAGAUCAAAUCCGUAAGCGGAGGUGUAAAGCGGCGUUCAGCUACGUGCCUCAGCAUGAAGACGAGCUAGGGUUGAAAAUAGGAGACGUCAUUGAGAUCAUAGCAGAGGUAGAGGAGGGCUGGUGGGAGGGAUUUCUAAAUGGGAAGACUGGAAUGUUUCCCUCCAAUUUCACCAAAGUCAUCCUGACGGAGUCGGAAACGCCCUCCUUAGACACCUCGCAGGAGGAGCUGCGCAGCAACCGCACCAGUAAGGAUAGUCCAGGCAGUGAGAGUGAUGGAGGCGACAGUCGGUCAGAAACGGGGUCAGGAGAAAUCCAGCCCAAGAAGGUCCGAGGGUUCGGCUUUGGUGACAUCUUCAGAGACCAGCCCAUCAGGCUCAGACCACGCUCUAUGGAAGUGGACACAGAGGGGGACAAGGCCAACGAGGGGAAAGCAGCGAGCGUUACUCCGGAAACCAUGAAGACUGAACCUGACGGCAAAGCCAAAGGGCGGGAGCUUUGUAAAGUUCUCUUUCCAUAUGAAGCACAAAAUGAAGAUGAGAUGUCACUCAAAGAGGGAGAAAUCAUCAACAUUAUCACCAAGGAGUGUGCUGAUGCAGGCUGGUGGAAGGGGGAGAUCGGGGGAAGGCAGGGUGUUUUCCCAGAUAACUUUGUCAAGCUGCUAGAAGCGGAGAAAGAGAGACCAAAGAAACCGCCUCCUCCCAGUGCACCGUCAGCGAAACACACCGCAGAGAGAAAGUCGGAUCUCAAGAGGGUUCCUCCUGAGCGACCUGAACAUCUGCCACAGAGAGACCCGGAUCGAGGUGAAGAGGUGAAACUUGGAGACAUCCCCAAGCCUUCCCUCCCAUCUCUCCUUCCCAAGAAACCCCUCCCCCCAAAGACAAGCACCUCCUCUUCCUCCCAACCCCCGCGGCGUCCUGAGAGACCGCCCACUCUAGCGUGUGAAAGCCCCAAGUCUGAGGGCGGGGCUUCGACACCAGAUUCUGCCCCUGACAGGUCACAGGACGCUGACGUGGACCUCGACGCGGUGCCGGCAUCAACUGAGAAGCUGAGUCAUCCGACGGCGACGCGGCCGAGAGUCCAAGACCGCCGGCCUCGCUCGCAGAUCAUCACACCCUCUUCCCUGUCCAGCAUCGACCUGGAAUCCCCAGUAGUGGAGGACAGGAAGGAGAAGGACAAAGGGAAGGAGGAGCCGGAGCCUGUCCCCUCCAGACCUGUAGAGGUUUUCCAGAGGAAAGGAGUCCCCAACAUCUCUGCACCUGACAAUAAAGCACCACUGCCCCCCAAGCCCUCAGUCCUGAUCCCGCCAAACGCCGGCCAUCGCCCUUCGUCCCCGUCUUCCUCCUCGGGUCUGAGCCCCUCCCCCGAGCUCCGGCACUCACCUCUGACCCCCCCGACACUGGAGGAACUCAGGAACCAGCUGAGAGACCUGAGGUCCUCCGUAGAACUGCUGAAGAGCCAGCACAGGCAGGAGAUGAAACAGUUAACCAACGCGCUGGAUGACGAGAAGAAGAUUCGUGUUAGUUUACAGAUGGAAGUAGAGCACAUAAAGAAGAACCUGUCGAAAUGAAGACUAAAGCAUCCUCCUAAUCCCCACAUCGGAGACCAACAUUUGAAAACAUUCUCGCUGUUGGCCGAGACACUUCAGCCAAAACAAAGUUUGUGCCAAAAUGAUCGACGCGAUCAACAUCAGCAACAAUACAGUACCAUGGAAUCAGCCACCUCCCCCCGCCCCCUCUGACGCCGCCUUAUCCUGCGUUUACUUCUUUAUUUUUCUUUCAAAGAGGCUUCUCUUGUUAUGUUUACUGCUGUCUUGUCGAAGCUUGCUGUGCCACCGGUACUGAUUGGCAGUGCGUUGCCACGGUUACGCAAUGAUGAGACUGCCGUGGCGACCUCGCCGGUACUUUUUGUUUCUAAGUGUGAAGGAAACUUGGAACUCGACCUUCGUAGCCCGGUUGGUUCAGACGACCUCUGUGCUGGUCCGUGACAACUCUGCGGCCUUCGCCUCCUAUCUGUGUGUGUGUGUGUGUGUGUGUGUGUGUGUGUGAGAGAGAGUGUUUGUUUUCCAUCCAUAUGAGGACUGCAGUUUUAGACCUUCAUAUUAGGGACAUUUUUGUAAAGUGAGGUUGUUUUGGCCGGAUCAUGACUUCUUCUACGGGCAAGAUUAAGGUUAGCACUUGGGCUGAUCAGAGCCUAUACUUUGACGCACAUCAUUAGCAUUGAGGUUGUUUGACACACUGAGCUUGAUGUUUCUAUGGUACACUGCAGGCGGAGGAUUUUUGAAGCAUCAGCCGUUAACAGCACUGGCAAUUGGACAUAUUUCCUUGACCUUUUUUUCUUAGUGUCAUAAUUUUUUAAUUUGCAGUCAAAUAUUCCACCUGUUGGGAGGCUAAAACUAUAAGCACAUCAUGAUUCUUCCCUUAUCAGUUUAAUUAAGUCUAACCAACAAGACAAUUACUGAUACUAUAGGUGCUAUUUAAAGGAAUAGUCGGACAUUUUGGGAUAUUAUUUGCUUUAUUGCUGGGAGUUAAAUGAGAAGAUCAAUGCAACUUUCAUAUCUGUAUGCUAAAUAUGAAGCUACAGCCAGCAGCUAAUUAGCUUAGCUUAGCAUAAAGACUGGAAACAGAGGGAAACCCUAAAGCUCACUAAUUAACGUUAUAUCUAAAAAUGUCAAUUUGUGGUUUUCAAUGACAACAAGUCUUCAGAAAGUCACUGCUCCUGACCAAGAAAUAGUCCGGCACAUAAAGGGUGCUGCAGGAAUGAAUCUUAAAACCCGGAAAUUAGUUUUGCACUUCCGGUUCCCUCGACUUGAAGUCAAUGUUUUUUUUAAUGCAAUUUU